AUGCUUGGCUGCAGGGGAGCCUGGAGCGUGUCAGAAGCUGUUGGCAUGGCUGGAGAGGCAGAACAUGGCAAAGUUGAAGAUGCCAUAACGUUUUGGGCAGAGAAUGUCAGUAGAUGUAAUGACCUUUUGAAAUUAAGCUGUGCACUGGCAGAAGCUUGUCCUUGAGCUAGUGUAGGUUUUGGCAAACCUGAUAUUAGUAAGAUUUAUGGUGGCUGUUUUUCUGAAGUUGGAUGUUGGCACAGAUGCAUGGUACAGCAAGUGAUCGAAAAUGAAAAGUGUCAGGUACUGCACAUUGACUAUGGAAAUUCUGAGGUUCUGAACAGAUCAGACAUAGUUGAAAUUCCAUCAAACUUGCAAUGUCCGAGUGUUGCCAAGAAGUACAGACUCUGGGGACUGCGGAUACUAACUGAUCAGAACUUAAGCAGGUUUGACCAGGGGAAGAAGUUCUUGAGCAGCCUGGUUUUUGAAAAAGAAAUAAGAAUACGUCAUAAAGCCAAGCACAAAGAUGGUACCAUUAUUGCCCAAGCAAAGUAUGAAAAAGUAGAUAUUGGAGAGGAGGUGGCCAAGGGGGUUACUGAAAGAUGCGCAUCUCCAGGGAACACUAAAAAUGUGGAAGAGAGAGAAGUAAAUGUUGUGAAGAAUCAGCAUUGGAAGAUAAAAGUUUCAUUUCCACUGUGCGUAAACAGAUCUGAUCACAUGCUGCACAGCACCCUGAGACAGUGUGUGGACCCAGCAGCUGCCAGCUCAAGGAAUCAGAAUUUUACUGGAAACUGUAUAUUUGCCCCAAAGGAAAAAAUGCUAGCUUCUACCUUGGUGUCAGACACCAGUUUGGCACAAGUAGGACCAGAUCAGAAGCUGUAUGAAGACAAAGAAGUUCUCGGAAGGGAGAAUGUAUAUCUCUUGCAGGGGCAGAAGGAACUAGAACCAAGGAUUCAACAGCUGAAGUGUGAGCUUCAGAGAAAGAAGGAAGCAUUCAGGAAAACUGCUGAAGGUUUUGAGGAAACCCUACGUAUGUAUUUUGGAAAGAAAAUGAGAAGUUUGGCUGCUAAGAUGAAGGCACUGAAAGAAGUUAGGUAUGUAAAUAAGAACAGUUGUUUUGGGGAGCAGCUCUCUCAAACCAUAAAAGUGGUUACAGAAGGAUGUCUCACUGUUCCGUGUUCCUUGGAAAAAUUGCAGAAGAUUUGGACAGAGUAUGACUUGGCUCAGGAGAGGAUUCAGUUAUGCAGAAAUGUGGAUGAAAGAGAUGAAUUGAUUACCAGGAGCGAUGAGGUGCAGCAGAACUUGUAUUCAGCAGUGGAAGAAUUAAUUUUGGAAGUGGAUAAAUUGCCCCUCUCUGAGUGCUCAAGAAUGUUACAGAAACUUUCUGCUUCUCCAGAGAUGGUGUAUGUUGGGUCUGAAACAGAUGACUCUGAGGAGGCAUUUCAGCAGUUCUCUAAGUGGGAGAGUAUUAAAAUGAAAUUAAUUUGUGUCAGAAAUGAUACGGACACAGCUCUGCAAAUUUUUGCUGACUGGUUUAGUGGCAUCUUAAAGUGUUUUGACCUGAUGUCAGAAGCAUCUUCAGAUUUAGAGGAGGUGAUAGGCAAUGUGGAUGACAGGCUCAAAAAGGUUGAGUUGGCUCUUUGUGGGGAACUGGAUGCCAACUUAAAUAUAAGUUCUAUUCAUGCUUUCUGUGAGCAUGAUGAAGCAGAGAAGGGAAUAAUUAGGAGUGCUUACAAUGAAAUUAUACAUAAAGUUUGUCAGGAGCAAAGUACGAUCACUGUCAUACAGAACAGACACUUGGCCAGUGUUGAGUUCAAAAAACAGGCUGAGGAAUGGUUGAAUAGAAAACCUGAUAUUAACAACUUAUUAUCAAUUAAGAAAUUGAAAAGCUUAAAGGCCCAGUUAAGGUGGAAGCUGGUUGAAAAGAACAAUUUUGAGAAAUCUGACGAUUACAGUGAAUUUGAAAUAAGAAUAAAAAAUGAAAUUGAUGAUCUGCAAAAUAGGGUUCUUGAGGAAAUAUCCAAGGAAAAAGAAGAAUAUGAGAAGCUUACGUGUUUGGUACGGAAAUGGUUCCCUGAGUUACCACUUCUUUAUCCAGAAGCAGGAAUUCUAAACUAUAUGAACUCUGGUGGACGUCUGACGUGCAGCCUGGAGCGAGACCUUUUGGAUGCUAAGCCCAGGAAGGAACUGAGCAUGAAGUGACCUUUAGCGUGUUCAGGAAUUCUGGGCCAGAAGGUUCUUUUAAAGGAUCAAUGUGCUACUUCAAACACUAUGGUUGUCAGUACCCUAAGCUUAGUUUCUCCUGAACUGAGAAUGGGACAGCCUGAUAUGUAUGCUUACGGCUGCCUUCUGUUCUGGCUUUGUGUUCAAAACCAGAAGUUUGGCAUAAAAGAAGAUGGAACACCUGAGGUGCAUAUGGUUGUCAUGGAUGAUAAAGUUAAAUCUCUUUUCCUGAAUUCGUUCUGCUGUAACAGACUGACAGCUGAGCAGGUGCUGAGGGGUGAUUGCUUCCUUGUAGUUGAUGUGAUUUCAGUUUCACCAAACCCAGGUGAAGAGUAUGAGCCACAUGAAGAACAUGAUUCUGAGAAGACAGAUAAAAAAAAUGCUAUUACUGAGGAGAAUGGAGCAAACCCUACUCCGUAG
Molecule: messenger RNA, 2622 nt
Organism: Falco peregrinus (peregrine falcon)
Lineage: Eukaryota; Metazoa; Chordata; Aves; Falconiformes; Falconidae
Gene: STK31
Product: serine/threonine kinase 31
Source: RefSeq, a predicted model, not a curated record